AUGGACCGCGAAGCACGGGAAACUCCCGAAAAAAAGACCGAAGCGGUCGUCGCCCGAGACGUGGAGGAAGUGACUACACACUCCUACCGCCCAAGCAGAUGGCAAAGUAACAUCACCAUUAUCAGUUGUUACAUUGCCAAUUUCAGCGAUGGGUUCCAGAACACCCUCGCCAAUCCCACCAAUGUCAUCUUCAAACAAGUUCUUGGGGAUGGCUAUUCGUCCGAGAUGAAGACUCGCAUCAGUAACGCCGUCAUUGUCGGAGCUAUUCUAGGCGUCGUCGCUCUUGGCUAUACCUCUGAUAUGUUCUCUCGCCGGGCGGGAUUGCUCUUCACAUCCUCCCUGGUCGCCAUCGGCACAUUGAUGGCAGCACUGGCUCUCCAGGUUCAUCCGUCGAGUAACAUGUUGUGGUACUUUGUCGUUGUGCGCGGCAUUGCUGGAUUCGGUGUUGGGGGUGAAUAUCCUCCGAGCGCUGCUGCUGGUAUUGAGGAAACAGACUGGAUCAUGCGAAAGUACAGGGGGCCGAUGUUUGUGUCUUUUACGACUCUAAUGGCGACCCUAGCCGGUCCGAUUCUGAUGAUCAUUUACUUGAUCACGCUCAUCGCCACUGAUAACAAUCUGGUUGUUACGUUCCACGCCAUCUAUUCCAUCGCCAUCUUCCUUCCGGUCUCAAUUAUAGUAUUGAGACUGUUCAUGGUGGACUCUUCGUUGUUCCAUCAUUCUAAUUUCACACGCCAGCGAAAGCCAUUGCGACUAUACCUCGUUCUUGCACGUCGGUAUUGGUGGAGGCUGCUGACGACCUCUCUGGCCUUCUUCUUGUACGACUUCAUCAACUUUCCUAACAGUAUCAUGUCCAGCACGAUCAUUUCCUCCCUGGUCAAAGACCACAAUGUCCGGACAACAGCUAUUUGGCAAGUCAUCCUGGCUGUCCUGCCUGUCCCCGGAGUUGUGGUUGGCGCCUGGCUCACGAACGCAAUUGGACGUCGCUGGACUGGUAUUUUGGGAUUCGCCGGAUAUGUUGUGCUGGGUUUCGUUAUUGGAGGCACGUACUCGAAGCUGUCCGAGAACAUUGCGGCGUUCGUUGUCUUGUAUGGUCUUUUGCAGGCAUUUGGUCAUAUGGGACCUGGCGCUACCAUCGGUCUCAUCUCCACGGAAUCGUUCCCCACAGCUAUGCGCUCCAUGGGAUACGGUGUUGCCACAGCAUUUGGCAGGACCGGCGCUGCGGUGGGUACUCAGUGCUUUACUCCCUUGCAGGACAGCGCAGGCAAUAGCUCCACCUUCUACCUUGCUGGUGGUGUCGCUGUCCUCGGUAUGAUGGUUUACUACUUGUUACCUGAAAGCAGGGACUUGGAUCUGGAGCAAGAAGACAAGGAGCUGCAAGAGUAUCUUCUCCAACAUGGCUUCACGACGGGCGUCAAAGAAUGA
This is a messenger RNA of Penicillium olsonii, 1422 nucleotides long. NCBI's taxonomy places the organism in Eukaryota, Fungi, Ascomycota, Eurotiomycetes, Eurotiales, Aspergillaceae. The record is from the annotation of a GenBank genome assembly.